GUUACUCCGCUUUUAUGCGCCGCAGCUGGAUGCGCUGGAAUGAGUCAAUCAACAGAUGAUACCGGCAGGCUGCAAGUUUAGCCAACGAAUGAAAGAGAGAGGAGGCAGCACAGAGAGGGAGAUGGAGAUAGAGGAAGGGCUGGGGAGCCUUCGGGAGACCCGAUAAGCAUGUGAAAUUACGGAGAGAUUCAACAACAGCAGGGCAGCGGGAAGGAGGCGCCGGACUCAAGGCAUUCUCCCCUUCGACUUGACAAUACUAAUAAUAAAAAAAAAUAGGAAGCCAAGGGCAUAAUCCCAAAGUGGAUCUCUGACUGUGCUGGAAAAUUCAGUUGUGAAAGUGCAUGGCUGGCUGGCUGCCUUCGAAGAACGCAAUGCAAUUAGAGGAAGACGUCUGAAAAAAUGUGACGAAUUAAGAAGACAACAAGCACACUCUCUUUGGAGAAAUUUAUCCAGUUAGAGCAGCAGGAGAAUUCUUCCAACCCUUUCCAGUUGGGCAAAUUAAAGGGGAAACUUUUCAUCACUACCUCUUGGAACAUGAGAGCUCUGUGUGAAGAUACCAGGAGUUAAACUACUACAGUGUUUUCAACUCCUUUUCGUUCAAGAACAGCCUGAUGGCUGGGAUUUAUAUUUAGGGAUGGACCCACGUCAACACACUCGUUUUUAAAAUAUUUCGUGAGUAUCCAGGGAAGAAAUAGGAGAGAAAACGGUGGAAAUGUGUGACCAGAGCAGAACCUGUUGCAGUAGCAGAUGAGCCGUUUACAAUGCUGAUGCUCCGCCAGGAUCGUACAAAGAAGGAGCGGGAAACCAAGUUCCGAGACACUGCGAAAUGUCUGAGCAACACACCAUCUCGGAACACUUUUCACAGGAUGCCAAAAUGAACACUUCUGACAAUGGCUCUGGGCACCUGGCCUCUGGCACGCUGCGUUGGACCGCUCUGCUCACCCUGAUGGUGAUCAUACCCACCAUCGGAGGGAAUAUCCUUGUGAUCCUAGCCGUGUCGCUGGAGAAGAAGCUGCAGUACGCCACCAAUUACUUCCUCAUGUCUCUGGCGGUGGCUGACUUGCUGGUUGGGUUGUUUGUGAUGCCGCUGGCCCUUUCGACAAUACUGUCUGAGACUCCUUGGCCCCUUCCGCGGGACUUGUGCCCAGUCUGGCUCUUUCUCGACGUCCUCUUUUCCACGGCCUCCAUCAUGCACCUCUGCGCCAUCUCCCUGGACCGCUACAUCGCCAUCAAAAAGCCAAUCCAGGCCAGCCAGUACAACUCACGGGCCACCACCCUCAUCAAAAUCACCGUGGUCUGGCUGAUCUCAAUAGGUAUUGCCAUCCCAAUCCCGAUUCGUGGCAUAGGAGAUAGUGACAACUCUCCCAACUUCACCUGUGUGUUAAAACCCGAACGUUUUGGAGAUUUCAUCAUAUACGGUUCAGUAGCUGCCUUCUUCGUCCCCCUGGCCAUCAUGGUAGUGACGUAUUUUCUCACCAUCCGAGUCUUGCGCAAGAAAGCUUACUUGAUCAAUAAACCACCUCAGCGCAUGACCUGGAGUACCGUAUCCACAGUCUUCCAAAGGGACAUAACACCGGGAUCUUCACCGGAAAAAGUGGCCAUGUUGGAUGGCCCCAGGAAGGACAAGCCCGUUUCCAACGGGAAUGAAGAACUGCUGAUGCGCAGGAUGUCCACCCUUGGGAAGAAGUCUGUUCAGACCAUCACCAAUGAACAGCGGGCUUCCAAAGUCUUGGGGAUUGUAUUCUUUCUCUUUCUGCUGAUGUGGUGUCCAUUCUUUAUCACCAACAUCACUUCUGUUUUGUGCACAUCCUGCAGUCCGGAUCGUAUCCAAAUGCUCAUGGAGAUAUUUGUUUGGAUAGGGUACGUUUCCUCAGGUGUGAACCCACUGGUCUACACCCUUUUCAACAAGACGUUCCGGGAAGCUUUUGGCAGGUACAUCACUUGCAAUUACCAGACCUCAGCUCCGGGGAAUCCCCUUCGGAAAUGCUCCAGCCGGCUCUCAUUCAGAAACUCUGUGGCCGAGAACUCAAAGCUUUUCAUGAUGCACCAUGGGAUGCGGAAUGGGAUCAACCCAGUCAUGUACCAAACCCAUAGGCUCUGCAGCUCACCAAUCCAGUCUUCGUCAGCCAUACUGUUGGAUACGUUGCUACUUACAGAGAAUGAAGUGGACAAGACAGAAGAGCAAGUCAGCUAUGUAUAGCUAAUGGCCUAAGCACACUGACAAAUGCUAGCAUGUGUUUGUGGUUUUCAUGUUAUUUAUACAAAUCUUAAUUAUAAUUUCAGCCAUUUGUUUCCUAUAGAAAAGGAGGCUUUCCUUGUACCAGACCACCUCCAUAUAUUCCAGCGUAACAGCAAUUUAACCUGUUACUACUCCAACAACAACAAGUCUUUGAGCACUGUACUUUAUAAUUGGAGGAGUUCAAAUAAAUUCAGCUAUGAUAAUUUCAUGUCUCAGAUAUCAGAUUCCUCCA
Anolis sagrei ordinatus is the source of this 2471-nucleotide messenger RNA. RefSeq names its product 5-hydroxytryptamine receptor 2B (gene HTR2B). Gene Ontology annotation, cellular component: plasma membrane; dendrite. Gene Ontology annotation, molecular function: G protein-coupled serotonin receptor activity; neurotransmitter receptor activity. Lineage: Eukaryota; Metazoa; Chordata; Lepidosauria; Squamata; Anolidae. The record is from RefSeq and is a predicted model, not a curated record. Gene Ontology annotation, biological process: smooth muscle contraction; regulation of behavior; phospholipase C-activating G protein-coupled receptor signaling pathway.